Messenger RNA from Colletotrichum navitas, 1865 nucleotides. RefSeq lists its product as uncharacterized. NCBI's taxonomy places the organism in Eukaryota, Fungi, Ascomycota, Sordariomycetes, Glomerellales, Glomerellaceae. The transcript has a single exon. The coding region runs from base 114 to 1406 and encodes 430 amino acids. The record is from RefSeq and is a predicted model, not a curated record.
GCGUACCUCAUCCUCUGCAGAACCCCUACUUUCAUGGAUUUGCCAACCCUAAAAACCCCGGAGACAAUUACUUCAAGAGCCAGUCCCCAUGGGGCUCUGUCCCGAUAACAUGUAUGCCUGGAGGACCGCCCGUCAUGGCGCCGGUCGAUCCGAUGCAGAUACAGAUACCGUCGUGGUGGGGUCCCAUGUCUCCAACGAAAGUUGGUUCACCGAAGGGAUCUCCGAAGCCCGUCAUGUCGGGAGCUCUUCAAGAAGACGGGGUAUCUACGGGCGCCAAAAAUAAGGAUAGGGGAUGGGAUACGAAUGUUGGACCUCGGCAUAUCAAGACUCCAUCCCCUGGGACAAAGCCGGCCAGCCCCAACAAGGUCGCUCCAACCUCCCCUAUCAACAUCAACCUGACGGUGAACCCAGAUACUCCUUGGGCUGCCUUCGCCAAAGGCACCAGCAAGAAGCCCAGUCCGGAUAGGAACGGUUCACAAACAAAUGGUGGCGGAUCCAACGGAAGCAGGAAGUCAUGGGGAUCAAAGAAGGUGUCUGAUUGGCAACCGAUACCUAGCGGUCAGCACCCGGAUCUUGGAUGGAGUACUCCCGCGAAGAGCCAAGGAAGCAUCAAAGGAAGUAACUCAGCAUGGGCUGCGACUGGCGGUAAUAGAAGCAACAGCGGAUGGAAUACUUCAGGGAAUACCCAGAAUAACGAUGCUCAGGCAAAUUCUGGCGGCGAUGGCUGGACAACGAUGAAUGGCACCACUUGGGGCGACUCCAACACCAAUCAGGAUGUAUGGGGGGCGUACAAUAACCAACCAGGUGAUGCCUGGACCAACGCAGAGGGCAACUACAACAACUGGUCGACGGGUUCGAACCACUCUGGCUCGAAGAAGUCAAGCAAGAGCCAGCAUAACAACAGCGGCGACAACCGCGGCCCCAGUGGUCAACCCCAACCGGCUACCAACUGGGAUGAACAGGGAAAUAACGUCGGCUACUCGGGGCAUGUCGUCUUGAAUGGCUCGAACAAGCCGAACAAGCCUAGCAAGAAUACGUCCCAGCCCUCCACCAACGGCGACUGGGAUAACAAUGCUGGUCCAACGACCGACAGCCCCGUGGGUAACUCUAACAAUAGCAAGGGAUCCAAGCAGAGCUCGAAGGAGACAUCAAAAAACAGAGAUGAAUGGGCCUCCAGCGGCGAAUCGGCUUGGGGUACCGACAAUAACGCAGUGCCCACGAACAGCAAAAGCCCGAACAACUGGGGCCCCGGGACUACGAGCGGCGACAACUGGAAUCCGACCGCAACAGAGAUGAGCAAGGCCUCGAGCGGCAGCAAGAGCAUGCCAGGUGCCUGGGAUAACAACCUCCCCUGGGGUGAUACAUCUAUGGCCCAGUCGACCGGCGGUGCGGCGGACAACUGGUGAAGCUGAUGUCGAUGACAGAGCUCAACCGAAGCGGGGCAUGCCGUACUCGUGUGUAUCGGAUGGAGUGGGACCGGGUCUGCAAUGACGGGCGGUGACUUGGAAGAGCAUGCAUACUGAUUGGCUUGGACCCGGUGUUCUCGACAUUGUCCUUGCCUUGGGUGAGGUUGCGAGAUCCAAAAACAUCGGGGUUUCUUUUGAGAUUGCAUUGUCAGGAGUGAGGCGAGGGGCGUGUCUGGUCCGAUAGUCUUCUUCUUAUUCGUAUUGGCACGGCAUUGUCGGGGGAUGAGGCAAGGAGCAGCACAUCUGGCGCCAAACAGGACGGAGGACGGGGUUCGUUCACGUGAGUUUUGAGAUUUACCACACACGGGCGCGAACGAGACAGACCGUGAUAUUGGGCUAUUCCCCUGGAAGUCGGGUCAGCCGAGAAAACAUAGAAACAUCGCAUUACAAUGAGAGCAA